Molecule: messenger RNA, 2746 nt
Organism: Lagopus leucura (white-tailed ptarmigan)
Lineage: Eukaryota; Metazoa; Chordata; Aves; Galliformes; Phasianidae
Gene: AK7
Product: adenylate kinase 7
Exons: 18
Coding region: 4-2139 (711 amino acids)
Biological process (GO): nucleobase-containing compound metabolic process
Cellular component (GO): cytoplasm
Molecular function (GO): ATP hydrolysis activity; ATP binding; AMP kinase activity
Source: RefSeq, a predicted model, not a curated record
GCCAUGGCGGCGGGCGCUGCGCGGAGCCGGCGGAUCUUCCUCAACCACCUCGAUUCCUACUGCGGCCGCAGCAUCGGCGAGUAUUUAUCCAGUUGUGUUGUUGGAGCGUCGCUAGAAAGUGUGGAAGGAGAGGAGGAGGAAAGUGAGAAUCGCUCCGAGGCUGAAGUUUCCAGGAGGCCAAAGGAGGGACUCUACCAAAUAGUGGGGACUCUCUCUAAGCCAGAGAGUAUUAAACCAUGCUUUGCAGAGGAAAUAUAUGCAGUCUCCUCUCGGAAAGAGCUCUUAAGCUAUUUGCUUGAAUGUGACAUUAUUUUAUAUAAUAUCACUGAGGAUGCAAACCAAAUCAAGGAAGCAACAUGGGCUGCUUCUGCCCUACGUAUGGAAAUAGAGCAUUUUGCAGCACCAAAAACGUUCAUCCUCAUUUCAACAGUAAUGAGUUGGGCAAAAAGCAACCCCCCCGACCCAGAGGAUUCCGAGAUUCCUUUUACUGAGGAAGAUUAUCGUAAAAGAAAACCUCAUCCUAACUUUAUGGAUCAUAUAAAUGCUGAAAAACUUGUUCUCAAACUUGGAAAAAACAACAAACAAGCAUUUUCAACUUAUGUUGUUGCUUCAGGAAUUCAGUAUGGAGCUGAGGAAGGAGUCUUACACUACUUUUUUAAGAUAGGUUGGCUUAGCGAGACUAAUGCAAUACCUGUUUUUGGAAAUGGAAACAAUUAUAUUCCAACUAUUCAUGUUCAUGAUUUAGCAGGGGUGUUACAAAACAUAGCAGACCACAGGCCAAGGUUUCACUACAUACUUGCAGUAGAUGAGUCUAUGCACACUUUUCAAGAAUUAAUAAAGUGUAUCAGUAAAAAUGUUGGACCAGGGAAAAUUGAGAAGAUUCCACAAGAAAAUGCAUUCUUAAGUAAAGAGUUAACGCAAACACAUGUGGAUAUGUUGCUUGUGAACCUGCGGAUGGAAGCUAUGUUUUUGAAAGAGGCUUUCAACAUAAAGUGGGUUGCUCAAACAGGGUUGGUGGAGAACAUUGAACAGAUUGUUGAAGAGUACAAGCAAAGUCGAGGACUUCUGCCUCUAAAAAUUUACAUUCAUGGUCCUCCAGGGGUUGGCAAAUCUACCAUUGCUGAAGAGAUCUGCAAACACUACAAACUACAUCAUAUUAAGAUUAAAGAUGUGAUUUCCGAAUCAAUUGCAAAACUGGAGAGAAUUGUGGCUCCUAAAGAAGUGGACUCUGACAGUGUGAGACAAGAGGGAGAAGAUGAUGAAGAAGAGGGUGAAAAUGUAGAAGAAGCACAUGAGUUGUUAGCUGGAAUUAAAGAAAGCAUGGAGCAGAAUGCAGGUCGUCUAGAUGAUCACUAUGUUAUUAAACUCUUUGAAGAUAAGCUUAAAUCUAUGCCUUGUAGAAAUCAAGGGUAUGUUUUGGAUGGGUUUCCAAAGACCUAUGACCAGGCAAAAGAUCUUUUUAACUUGAAAGAAGAAGAAAUUACAAACAAAAUUCCUAAAUAUGAUGAAAUAAUCACACCUGAAUUUGUGAUAUCUUUGACUGCACCGGAUGAAUUUCUUAAAAACAGAAUAAUAAAUCUGCCAGAAAGCGUUGUUGCUGGAACUCAUUAUACUCAGGACCGGUUUCUGCAAUCUUUGAAUAACUUCAGGGAGAUAAAUGCAGAAGAUGAAACUGUUCUCAACUAUUUUGAUGAACUUGAAAUACAUCCUCAGUUUAUUGAUGUAGCCAAAUAUGAAGAUUCUGAAAACAGAUUUAUAGUAAAACAGAUCAUCAAGGAAAUUGGGGAACCACGAAAUUAUGGCUUGACAGAUGAAGAAAAGGAGAGUUUGGAACGUAAAGCAGCUGAGGAAUGUCUUGCCAGAGAAGCUAAAGAAGAAGCUGAACGGAAGCGUAGAGAAGCUGAGGAAAGGGCUGAAAGGAUAGCAAAUUGGGAAGAGUGGAAUAAACAUUUUGAGGAAGUUAAAAAACAAGAACAAGAACUAUUGGAAGCCCAGUCCAUUCCACUACGAAACUAUUUAAUGAGGCAUGUCAUGCCAACACUUAUUGAAGGGUUAAAUGAAUGCUGUAAGAUCAGACCAGAUGAUCCAGUUGAUUUUCUGGCAGAAUAUCUCUUCAAGAACAAUCCUGAUGUGAAAUGAAAUAGCAGUUUCUACAGCUGUUAGGAUUUAAUACUAAAUAGAAAGGGAGAAUGUUCCCAAUGUUAUUUACAGUAAAAAUUCUUAGGCUUAGUUUUGUUCAAACACUAUUUUUAAAAUGUCCACUUUUUUACACUGUUCUAGUAUGUGGCAUUGAAGUUUUUAAUAGUCCUUCUCCUGAAGUACUACACAUUGAUUAAUACACAGAUGUGUCUAUUUCAUGCAUCAUCUUCCAACUGUGAACCUUAAGAAUCUGUGUUUUUUUUUUUUCUCCUGAAUUUUUUCAGUUACAUAUUGUAUUUAAACAGCAUUUCUGCUAUGAUCCAUAAAGGAAGUAAGCAGGAAGCCUGAGGAAAGUAUUCUCUUUACACUUUUUUUUUGUGUGUGUAUGUUUAAGUUCCUAGAUGUUGCCAGUCCACAUUACCACCUGAAGCAACUAAAGAUGAAAUAAUUGGUUACUUUAGAAAAAUAUAUAGUUUGAGACUGUCUUAUUUUUACCCUUGCUUUAAAAAAAUACAAUGACACAUAUAAAAAUGCUUUCUGUGUGGAACUGCUGUACAUGCUAUACAUGCAGUACAUGUACUUUCCUAAGAAUAAAUUUUUGAGCAGC